This is a messenger RNA of Salmo salar (Atlantic salmon), 2790 nucleotides long. RefSeq names its product serine/threonine-protein kinase PLK1. NCBI's taxonomy places the organism in Eukaryota, Metazoa, Chordata, Actinopteri, Salmoniformes, Salmonidae. Gene Ontology annotation, cellular component: nucleus; spindle pole; kinetochore. Gene Ontology annotation, biological process: protein phosphorylation; mitotic spindle organization. The record is from RefSeq and is a predicted model, not a curated record. Gene Ontology annotation, molecular function: protein serine/threonine kinase activity; protein binding; ATP binding.
ACCAGCAUUUAAACUAACAGCUAGCUUUAGUCGACGCUGUUGUUAAUAAAUAAACGACGAGCAAAGUAGUAACAACGGUGAGGUGUUGUUUAUAUUAUAAUUCAAUUAUAUUAAAGUUAAAAAAUCGAUUUGAUUCUUGGGUAUCGUACGUAAAAAAAAAUGUAAGCGAACAGUUUGGUAAAACAUUUGGUUUAGUUUUGAUUUGAAUUCAGUGGGUUACUCGGAAGGCUAGCUAGCUAGCUAGUUAGCCCUGUCUAAAGUGAGGUAGAUUAGCAUAACCUUUUUUUUUUUUCUUUCUUUUUGUUGUGUAUUGGAUUUUUAUUUAUUUUAAAUUGUCUUUUUUUUUUUUUUGUCAACAUAUCUUUAUAUAUUUUUGUUGCUUUCGAAGGGCACUUUAUUUAUUUAUUUAUUAUUAUUAUUAAAAAUGAGUGCACCUGUAGCCAAGGCGACGAAUCCGUCGACAAACGUCGACCCCAAAUCGGCACCUCUCAAAGAAAUCCCGGAUAUUCUUAUAGAUCCUCGGACGUUCAAAAAAUACACCCGGGGAAGAUUUCUUGGUAAAGGUGGUUUUGCUAAAUGCUACGAAAUCACAGAUAUGGAAACGAAAGAAGUUUUCGCCGGUAAAGUCGUCCCUAAAUCCAUGAUUCUCAAGCCUCAUCAGAGGGAAAAAAUGAGCUCUGAAAUCGCCAUUCACAAGAGUCUCGACAAUCCUCACAUUGUUGGAUUUCACGGAUUUUUCGAGGAUGAUGAUUUUGUUUUUGUCGUUUUGGAAAUUUGCAGACGAAGGUCUCUGUUGGAGCUGCAUAAGCGUCGUAAGGCGGUAACGGAGCCCGAGGCCCGUUAUUAUAUGAUGCAGCUGGUAAAAGGCUGUCAGUACCUCCACGACAACAGAGUGAUACACAGAGACCUGAAACUGGGGAACAUCUUCCUCAGCGACGACAUGGACGUUAAGAUAGGUGACUUUGGCCUCGCCACAAAGAUAGAAUUCGAAGGGGAACGUAAGAAGACGUUAUGCGGGACGCCGAACUACAUCGCCCCGGAGGUCCUCUGUAAGAAAGGCCACAGUUUCGAGGUCGACGUCUGGUCUCUGGGCUGUAUCCUGUACACGCUGCUGGUCGGUAAACCUCCGUUUGAGACGACGUGUCUGAAGGAAACCUACAACCGAAUCAAAAAGAACAAUUACACUAUUCCCUGGCAAAUCAACCCCGUGGCAGCGUCUCUGAUCAAGCGAAUGCUCCACGCCGACCCUUCCCAGCGUCCCACCGUCUCCCAGCUGCAGACGGACGAGUUCUUCACCGAGGGUUACACCCCCUUACGUCUCCCCACCACCUGCCUGACCGUCCCGCCGCGCUUCUCCAUCGCUCCCUCGUCUCUGGAGCCCGGCCAGAGGCGCCCGCUCACCGCUCUCAACAACAAAGGGACGGAGAAGGUGGAGCAGAAAGACGAGCCGCUGCUCAGAGAGAUUCCAGAGGCGACAGACUGUCACCUGAAUGACCUGCUGCAGCAACUGGACACCUGCAACGCUGCCAAGCCCUCGGAGAGAGGACUCGUACGCAUGGAGGAGGCCGAGGACCCAGCCUGUGUCCCCAUCUUCUGGAUCAGCAAGUGGGUCGACUACAGCGACAAAUACGGACUGGGUUAUCAGCUGUGUGACAACAGCGUGGGCGUUUUGUUUAAUGACUGUACCAGGAUGAUCAUGUACGCCGACGGAGACAGUCUUCAGUACAUCGACAAGAUGGCCGCUGAGAGCUACCUCAGCGUCCGCUCCUACCCAGCUACGCUCUCCAAGAAGAUCACGUUGUUGAAGUAUUUCCGUAACUACAUGUCGGAGCACCUUCUGAAGGCGGGCGCCAACAUCACGCCGCGGGACGGGGACGAACUCGCCCGUCUGCCGUACCUCGGACACUGGUUCAGAACCAAGUCCGCCAUCGUCCUCCACCUCACCAACGGCACCGUGCAGAUCAACUUCUUCCAGGACCACACCAAGUUAAUCCUGUGUCCCCUGAUGGGCGCCGUGUCCUUCAUCGACGAGAAGAGAGACUUCAGGACGUACAAGACGUCUCUGAUCCAGGAGUUUGGCUGCUGUAAAGAGCUGGCCAGCAGGAUGAGUUACGCCAGACUGAUGGUGGCCAAGCUACUGUCCUGCAAGUCCUCCACUCCUCGCUAACCAAUCUCCUGUCCUCCUCUCUCUGGCCCCGCAGCCAAUCACAGCCCAGCUGGAGGUCCACCCCCCCAGCCUCUAACUAUAAUCCACUUCCUGUUGUCUGCUGGCCAAUCAGAGUGUGUCACAAUAAGCCAGUUGGACUGCUGGAUCUCCCCAACGGUCUCUAAAUGUUGAAACAACGUCUUUUUUAUUAUAGUCACACAAGAUCGGUCCCCCCCUACCUACCUGUCUGUCUCUCUGGUCACCAGUCUCUCUCUUUCUCCCCCCCUACCUGUCUGUCUCCCUGGUCACCAGUCUCUCCCCCCCCAUCUGUCUGUCUCUCUGGUCACCAGUCUCUCUCUCCCCCCUACCUGUCUGUCUCUCUGGUCUCUGUUUCCCCUCAGGAUGUUAAGUUAGACAAACAUCCAGUCUGUAAUCCACUUCUCUGUCUGGUCUGUAGUACGCUAGGUGUUGUGGGAAUCGAACCGUGCUGACAGACCGUAUCAUGUACAUGCUUCUCUACCUGUUUUUUUUACCUGUAGUUCCUCUUGUACAAAUCUUUUCUCUCCAGGUUUAAUUAAAAUGUUUACAUGUUUUGUUUUUUUAAAAGUUGAAUUUUCUUCCACGUUAAUAAAGUCUUGAAAGAG